Molecule: messenger RNA, 1373 nt
Organism: Prorocentrum cordatum
Lineage: Eukaryota; Dinophyceae; Prorocentrales; Prorocentraceae
Source: the annotation of a GenBank genome assembly
AGCCAUGUUGGCUCAAGCCAUUCCGGCUAAAGAAUGAGUUCGCGCUCAGGUUUUGGUGUGGCCGCCCCCAGCGAUGCCAGGGGACGCGGGAGAGGGCAGAGAGAAAUUGCCGCCCUUGGUCUUCUUCCGGAUCACGGUCCUCGGUAGUUCGAAUUCGGGAAAGACUUCACUCAUCAAUUCCUACGUGAAUGGCGUGUGUCCCGCCCGAUACACCAAGACCGACAAAGUGGUAUUGUACUACAGAAAGGUCGAGAUCGAGGACGAUGGCGAGGUUGAGGAUGUCCGGAAAGCCGUCCUUGUGGAGAUCGAGGAUACCCCAGGCUCGGAGCGGGGGUCCGACGAGGCCGAGUCUGGCAACCAGCGUGUGGGACCCGGGGCCCCGAAGAUCCAGAAGGGCUCGCGGGUGGUCUUGGAAAAGGACAAAGACAAGUUGAGGGAGAUGAUGAAGAACAACGCAAAGUUUGAGCAGAUGAUGAGGAAAGGUCUGGAGAGGAUGAUGGGUCGCGAUCACAUCGUGCGGGAUGUGCUCCCAGACGGCACGUUCGGGCUGCCUUCCCACGAUGGCUCCGACGGGGGCGUGUGGCACUUCCCGAAGGACGCGGUGUCGCUGAAGAUAUCGCUGGACAUGCCCAUCGACAAGUACCUGCACUUGGAUAUCAAGGACUUGCGGAAAGUAGAUGCCAAGAUGACAGCCAAAGAGUUGAGCAAGUUCAAAGAGGACCUCCAGCGUCCCUUCUCCGCUGGCGAGCGUCCGGUAAAGCAUCCAGACGAGGACAGAACAAUCACAAAACAGAGGAUGGGAUAUUUCCUCUGUUUUGACCUCUCAGAUCCUGAGAGUGACUCGCUUCGGGAGGCUAUGAAUCUUUACAAAAUGUUGCUCGAUUCGGAUAAGGAUGCGAGGAAAAUCAUGCCAAAGGUUUGGCUCAUCGGUUGCAAGCAGGAUAGAUCCAGCGACGCCACAGUGAUCAGGAGGAAUAAGCAGAGCGCUAUGAAGUUUGCGAACGACAGGGAAAUUCCUUUCGCAGCGACGUCUGCGAGAGACCACAAGGGCGUGCGCGAAGCUUUUGGGGACAUGAUCCGGGCGAUAUCCUCAUGCGAGAUCCUGUGGAGGAUGGAGGAGGCAGACGACGGCGGCGACGAUAAAGACGAGGAGUCAGGCUGUCAGUUGCAGUGAGAGGGUCUGGGUGGUCCUUCCCUUUCCAGUUUCACAGUAGUUUCACUUCUUGUGGCCACUCUACCACUUCCUCCGACUCUCCCUCCUGCCCCAGGGCGGCGCGAAAGCUGGCGCGGCGCGAAAGCCGAACGCCACGGCGAUUCUUCCAGCCCCAGGUGAACGAAAAGACGGCACAUUCUGUCGGAAGCUUCAGGGUGUG